Caenorhabditis angaria is the source of this 6980-nucleotide messenger RNA. Lineage: Eukaryota; Metazoa; Nematoda; Chromadorea; Rhabditida; Rhabditidae. The record is from the annotation of a GenBank genome assembly.
AUGGAUAAUAAUUAUAUAGCAAUAUCUGCAUUUUAUACUCAUAUUCAACGAAUGCGUCAUCAUAUUUCACAUACUCUUCAUAUUUCAUCAGAAAUCGAAGUUGCGUUUACUAGUAACAAUACACAUGGAGGACCUCAAAGAUUGUUGCCAAAUUAUGAAUUGUCUCGAUUUAAUGUUCCAAGAGCACAUAUUGGAACACUUAUUGUUGCGUUUAGAAGACCACAAAGAACAGAACAAGUUCAUGAAAGAGUUUCCAAUGUUUUUUCGCCUCCAAAAAUUAGUAAGUAUGAAAAAGAGAAUUAAGCAUACUAGAAAAACGUGGAUUUUGGAAUUUUUCAAAAAUUUGAACAUCAAUGUUAUUUCCCAGAUUUUAAGGUUUUCUUAAAAUUUUCUAUUUAACAUACAUAAAUUUCGAUUGAAUUUGAAGUUAAAAACAAUAUUUUGCUUAUAAAUAUAUUUUUCCCAAGUCCUUGUUAACUAAUCCCUGUGUGUUCAAUACAACUAACAAAUGUGGUUUUAUUUCCAGGAGCUGAUGUUGGUCGAAUGGAACCCGGACAAUGGCCAUAUUUAACAUUCUAUCCAACUGGAAUGCUUCAAGAACAACAUGAAAUGGCUUUCCCUGUAAUGACUAUGGAAAUGACUAUGGAACAAGUUGAUGAACCAAUGGAUGAAACAACUGCAAAUCAACAACCAUCAACAUCUAAUGAACCAACAACAAUUGAAGUUCGAGCUGGAAGACCACACGAAAUUAUGAAUGUUCUUAGUCAAAUAAUGUCAAAUCCACAAAUUCGUCCGCCUUCAUCGUCUUCAUCUUCUGGUGAUUCACAAUCUACUUCACAUACUACAACAUCUACACAACCUGAACCAACAGUUAUUCCACCACCACAAUCAAGAAGAGGAAUUCGGGAAAGAAUUGGGAAUAUAAUUCCAUAUUUUCGACAACAAUCACAACGUGAACAAGAUAUUCCAAGAAGUAGUGAUAGUACAGCUGCCACUGCUGGAAGUGCAACACCAUCCUCAACUGAUUCGAAUCCAUCAUCAUCACCUGUUCAACCAUCUUUGCCAAGAGAAAUGCGAGGAGAUGCGGCAACACUUUUGAGAGAAUCUCAAUUGAUUUCUCGUUUGCUUGCUGAACCACGGAGACAACAAGAUAUGAGAACAUCAAGAGGGCCAGAAACUGGUUAGUUUUGAAAUUUUGACAAAUAUAUUUAUGAAUUUUGAUAAAUUCCAGAAUCACUUGCACCAUUUCCGCAAACUGUUUCACCAACAGAACUUCAUAAUAUUGCUCAAAAUAUUGCUUCACGGUAUAGAGAUGACGCGAUUACUAGAAUUGCAACUAAUCUUACUGCAGCUUUUCAAGAACGUAAGUUUUGAGAGUUUAACUUCGAAGCUUGAGGGGCAUCGAAGAUUUUGAAAACAUUAUUUUCAGCUCUUUGCUUUUUGAAAAAAAAAUUGCCUAUUUUUUCAGUUGUCAAGUUUCUAUAUUUGAUGAGUUUUUAUUUAAAGAUUCUUUAAAAACAAUUUCAUUCAAAGAACUUUCAGCCUUUCGAUUAUUGUUCCCUAAACGUUUUCUUUGAACAAACGGUCAUCUUCUAGUUUUUAAUAUUUACCUGAAAUUCUCAAUUUUUGCAGAAGCACCAGCAUGGGAUACUCGUCUAACAAGUAUUCCACUUCGAACUCAAAGAUUUAUGUUGGCUCUCGUUUUGGAAUUAUUGACAAUGUCAGCUAGAAACUUGGAAGAAUCACGUGAAAUGAUGUUGGCAUUGGUUCGAGAUGAAAGUAUUUUGAUUCGAGCAAUUAUUGAGUCAAUGAAAUCACUAUUUUUAUUGGGUGAAUUUCCAACUCAUGUUGGCAGAAUUAUUCUCCAACAACAUAGUACGGUUGGACAAAGAGUUGAUUAUGAAUCAAGAGAUGGAAGUGAUGUAAGUUAACAUUUUCAUUUUCGAAAACUAUCAAAACAUCAUAUUUUUGCAGAGUGAUGAUACAGAUGAUAUGGUAGUUCGAAUGCCUUCAGAUGUUUCUCAACCAAGAUCUGGUUCAUUACGAGAUAUUGCAAAUGCACGAGCUCGUCGUCGACAAAUUGUUGAAAGUCGUCGAAAUACAAGUGUUGAUCCAGCAAGACAAGCAUUUUCUGCUUCUGCUCUUCCAGUUGGUCCAUCACUUCGAGCAUUUGAUCAAGCACAAGUUGAGGCUGGAUUUCUUCCAACUGGUCCGAUUCGUCAACCUUCGGCUUCUUCUUCUUCUUCAACUGAUCGAGCUUCUGUUCGUGUUGCACAACUUCGGGCAAUGCUUGAGGAUACCGAUGAAAUGUUCCGAGAUGAUUGUAAGUUUUUGAUAAAGAUUUGGGAUUGUUGGUAAAAAAGUAGAGCUAAUAAAUUACUUUUGAAAAUUCUUAAAAUUCAGACAAUUUUCGAAGCAAAAAUGGGAGAAACUCUUUAGACAUCACAAAAUGUUUAUAUAACUUGAUUGUUCUUUUUUUUCAGUUGCCAGAAUGCAAGAACAACUUGCUCAAACACAACAAAGAAUUGCAAGUCGAUUAUUCAGUGCACAAUCUAAUAAUUCGGAUCAAAAUCCUUCAACUUCUGGAACAAAUAAUAUUGGAGCAAUGACUAGAGUUCAUCGACAGGUUCGUUUUAUUUUCAAUUUCAUCUCAUAUAUUUAUUCUUUUUUUCUGCAGACAGUUUCAAUUGAUCCAUUUUUAUCGUGUCAUAAUCGACAUAGCGAUUUCAAUCGAGCACAUAAUUUGGGUUCAACUGGAUCAGAAGGAGAUCGAAUGACAAAUCAAUCAAAUGAACCCAAUCCCAAUUAUAAUCAUUAUGUUUCAAGACUCGAUAUUCCACAAAGAGAUACGGAUAGUGUUGUUGAUGAUGAAGAUUUCACUUAUGAGGUAUUUUUUGGGAUUUUUGAUAAAAAUUGGAAAUUUUUCUCGGUUGAAUUUUUUUUUAGAAAAUAUGAUUCUCAAAAUUAUUGAUUUAAGUCCCUCCAAAAUUUCAUAGUUUUUUUUUCAGAUCACUAGAAAUGCGAGUGGUGAAUUACAAAUUCAAAACACCGAAGACGGAAGACUACAAUUCCAGCGAAUUAUGCAAACUGCAUUCAGAAGUUUAUUUGGACAAUUGGUCGAAAGCGAUGCUAUUAUGGCUUUGAGUUAGUUUAUUUUCCAAAUUGAGUUGUCUUCAAAAUAUUUAUAUUUUGAAAAUUAAUUGGAUAUUCUCUGUGGAAUUUUAUUUUGUAUUUGAUUUUAUUUUUAGCAGUUUAAAAAUAACAUAUUUUCAGAUUCGGUGAACUUGAACGGAUUUCCAGCGCCGAGAAACGAAGUUGUUCAAGAAAUGCUCGAAAGACAUGUGAGUUUUUUCGAAAAGAAGUUUAUUUUAAAAGCUUAUAUUUUCAGCCCUUUAUGGUCGCAGCAGCAGCACAAUCAGCUUCGGAUAAUUUGAUCGCACCCGAAAUUUUGCAAAGACCAAGAUCUGCUGGAGGAAAGUGAGUUAUUGUAACAUGAUUCACGGCAAAAAUACUUAUUUUUUCUAGUGUUCAAAAUUCUGAAAAUGAUGCUAGCAGAAGAUUGCCACGUCAGUUCUUUGAUCCAACUGCCGCAAUUUCAUCGUCUCUUCCGAAUAUUUCGAAUUUAUCCGAUGUCGUUUUUCAAGCUGGUGGAUUAGCGCCAAGAAAUAUGAGAGCACCGGUUGGUUUUGAAUUUUAGAUUAUGAUUGAAAUCUGAGGAUUCUGUGAAAAAUUCACGUUUUUUGAUAGCUAAUCUUACAUGAUGUUUAGUUCUCUCCUGAAAAUUUGGUAAUUAAAAAAAUCAAAUUGCCACGUCAUAGGUCACGCCAAUUUCUGUAUUUUCAGGCCGAAUUUGACAUCAGUUAUCCAAUUCCCACUGCAACCGAAGUAGCAUCUGAUGCAUUAAGUGGUCUUCAUACUUUCCUUCAAUCUCAUGUUGGAAGUUUUCCACGUGGAUUAUUUGGAUUACUUUGUGAAUUGUUGAGAAAUCGUAUUGGACGAAAUGAUCUUGGUGGACUUAUUAAUCAAGAAAUUGCAACUCGAGUUAUUGGAAGUAUGCAAAAUGUGUUCAGACAACAUUUGAUUGAUAAUCAAAUGAAUGGAAAUACCAGACCUUCAAGAGAUGGUUUGUUUUUGUUUUCUUUUUUUUGCUGAUUAGAAAUCCUGUUUUUUUUAGAUAUUCAAUCAGUUGCUGAACGUUUGGCCGCGGAAGAAUCAUUUUUCAAUUGUUAUAACUUAUCAAGUACAAAUGGAAAUGGAUUGCCAAUUAAUAUUCGAGGAAGAAUAUAUUCAUUUGGUUGGACAUUUAGACAGCUUGAAAUUGAUACAAUUCGCAGAUUAUUGGAAUUAGUUCUCAAAAAGACAGGUGCCUAUUUGUUGAAUUUUUGUUUUUCAUUUUAUUUUUUUCUUCAGAAAAGGAUGAGUUUGUUAAAAGUGUCAUUGAUAUUAUUCGACAACAUCUUCAACGAAUGUUGUCAGUAUUUUAUUGGUUUUAUGAAGGAAAUUAUGAGAAUAUGCGACAAUCCAUUAUUCAUAGUUUUCCUGUUUGGAUUGUGAGUUUCGAGGUUUUUUUUUUUGAAGUUUCGAAGUUUAUUUUCAGAGAACUUUGCGAUCAACAAGAGAUGAUCCGGAAACAGUUCAAAUGGUUGCAGCGAGUAAUCGAAUAGUACAAACGUGGUUUGAUUUGUUUAGCGGUUAGUAGAAGUUUGAAAAAAAUAUGACUGGGAAAAUUCCUAUGAGGUGGAAAAGUUAGAAAGGAUAUUCAGAUUGUUUUGUGGGAGUUCAAUGAAAAAACUGCCACGUCAUAAGUUUGUAAAUAUUUAUCCACAACAUUGUAUUUUACAAAGUUCCGAAAUCUCUACCAUUUUUAGAUGACAGUAAUUUUUUCCUGAUACAUUUUUCUAGAUUAGAAGUGUUGUAGCUCAAAAAAGAGAAUAUCAAAAUUUCCUAAAUUUUCACGGGGAAAAUUGUUCCCAACCCAAAAUCACCAUCAUUCAUCCCAAACCUAAAUAAAGAACGAAAAAAUAAGAGUGUGUGCCAACACCGACUGCCCGCAAUCCUACGCGCAACCUUGACGCAAAAUACGCGCCGUGUGUUUUCUGGGGAGCAUCUAUAGAAAUUCAAAAUUUAAGUAUGAGUUUCAGAGACAAUUUUAGAAAUUAGACUCGCCGAUCGGAAAAACCCUUGUGAUUCUCUAUGGGAAAAGGGAUGUUGGAGAGAAGAUUCUCAGCGUCUCAAUAUGUUACACUUUCAACGUGUACUCAGAAAUUGUUGUGUACGAUACGAGAAAUACGGAAUUGCCACGUGGCAUUUUGAGCCAAAAUAUUUCAACUCGCAAUUUAGUGGAAAAAUCACCGAAUUUAAGUACACGUGGCAUUUUAAUCGAGACAAACAACGGUUCUCAUAGAGGAUUUUUUGACUCAACAAUUCAGAACAAAACUCCAGUUUCUCGGCUUUUAUGCAAGAAUCUGGGGUUUAAAAAACAACGGUUUCCAUGUGGAUUUUUCGAUUCCACACAAACAUGAUAAACAUCCACGUGGAGUUUAGAACAAAACUAAAGUAGAAACCAGCUUCUUGGCUUUUCCGCAAGAAGUUGGCAACAAAAAAUAAUUGAAAAAUUAGAAAUCUUCGGCGUUUUUGUGAUGUUCGAUGACGGCUUUUCCUCUGAAAAAAAGUCGAACUACCAGAAUUUCUGAAAAUUCCAAGUUUAUGGUGAAGAAAAAAAAAUGCAAUUUUGAGCAUAGCUUCCGCAUUCCAUCUGAAAUUCCAUUUGAAAAUUGAUAAAAUUUGAAUUCCAUCAAUUUUCAAUUAAAAUUCCAGAACUUCUUCUUGUUUGGUUAGAAAAACUCACCGAAAACUUCAAAGGCUUUGAUUUUUGUUGUUUUGUGCAAGCGGGUUUUCCAUGGUUUUCGAAUUUGUUUCUGAAAAAGUAAUUAUUUUUCUUGGAAAUAACGUGUUUUCCCUGAUAAUAGUCAAAAUUUCUCUCCUCCUUGAAUAAUUCCACGUUUUCUUUCCAAUUUUUCUUUCAAAAAACUUGAAAAGCGAACCUCGAUAUCUCCCUUCACAGUUUUUCCAACCAAAUCAAGUCGACAAAGUCGAGAGUAUAACCAAAAAAUUAAGGUAACUCAUGUCGAGGUUCCUGACAAUUGCAAUGGCUAAUGCUCAACUUAAGAAGCUUUACUAUCCAGAGUUAGGCUAAGUUGAGCUGUACUUUACUCCAGGAGAGACACGCGAAAAUAUUCGCAAAGGGCGGUAGGCUUAGGAAUUCGGGCACCCCAAAGAAAAAACUCAUCUUUAUUUGCUGUCGUUUUGUUGCUCGCCGAAAAUUUGAAAGAACUGAAAAAUUAUCGUUGAAAUAGCAUUUGCCACGAAAAUUUCACGUUCACGCAAAAAUAUAUAAUUUUUUCUCUCUGCUUUUUUGUGUUUUUUUUUGCUGACAGAAAAAAGAUUGGUAAAUAGGAGAAAGAAAAUGAACGAGAUACGCUGAAUGUUUUUUGUGGCAUAUCAAAAUUAUAUUUCUUCAACACAAUCUUUUUUUUCUGUUCUUUCUUUAGGUUUGGGAUUUUAAAAAAUGGAAACUCUCCCCCCCCCCCCAGGUUUGAGAAAUAGACACAUUUGAAGUAUAACAUAUGGGAACCCUGAGAAUCUCUUCAAUGUCACUUUUCACAUGGAGAAUACUAGUUUUUGCAGAAGAAUCAACAAAUGAAGUUGCUCAAUUUUUCGAAAGACUUCAAAAUCAAUCAACUCUUUCAAAUCUUCGAACUUCUUGUUCAAAUAAAUCCAAUUCCAAUUCGCCAUCUUCUUCUCCUUCAACUCGCGAAAGAUGUGGAGAUGUUGAAGAAGCUGGAGAAUCAUCAGCAAAAAGACGAAAAUGUGACGAAGAAAUGGAAGUUGAUGUUGGAGAAGAAGUUAUGGAAGAUUAUGAUGGAACUGAAGAUGAUAACAACAAACCAACAAAUAGUAAUGAUUCAACCAAAAAGUAG